This is a messenger RNA of Linum tenue, 2688 nucleotides long. The record is from the annotation of a GenBank genome assembly. NCBI's taxonomy places the organism in Eukaryota, Viridiplantae, Streptophyta, Magnoliopsida, Malpighiales, Linaceae.
AUGGAGAUCUUCCACCAUCUCAACUUGAAAUUCUUCUUCUUCAUCAUCAUCAUCACUUCCUUGUUUUGCACAUCACUCGUUAUUGGUAUUGAUCCUCACUCAGAAGCCCUCCUGAGCUUGAAAUCUGAGUUCACAGACAACGACGGUAGCCUGAGUGAUUGGUUAGAGCCUUCUGGAGAAACCCCACCUGAGAAAAUCUAUGCAUGCUCAUGGUCAGGAGUGAAAUGCAACGAUAACUCGACAAAGGUCGAGGCUUUGGACCUGUCUUCGAAGAAUCUCGGAGGAAAUGCAUUGUCAGGGAAUCAGUUUGGAAUCUUCACCGACCUUGUGGAUCUCAACCUCAGUUACAACUCGUUCUCCGGCCAGCUUCCAGCGGGAAUCUUUAACCUUACGGGGCUAAAAAGCUUGGAUAUAAGCCGGAACAAUUUCUCCAGCCAGUUUCCAAGUGGGAUUUCCCGUCUCCAGAAUCUGGUUGUGCUUGAUGCAUUCAGCAACAGCUUUUCAGGGCAGCUGCCCGUUGAAGUCCCCCUGCUUCAGAAUCUCAAGGUUUUGAAUCUCGCCGGAAGUUAUUUCAGUGGACCGAUCCCGGCGGAGUAUGGUUCAUUCAAAAGUCUCGAGUUUAUCCACUUGGCGGGCAACUCACUUGAUGGGGAAAUCCCAGCAGAGCUCGGGAAGCUUAAAACGGUGAAGCAUAUGGAGAUAGGAUACAAUUCUUACCAGGGGAGUAUUCCAUGGGAGUUCGGUAACAUGAGUGAGCUUCAGUAUCUGGAUAUAGCAGGGGCGAAUCUGACUGGCUCCAUUCCAAGUCAACUCUCUAAUCUAACCAAGCUUGAGUCGUUGUUCCUCUUCAGAAACCAGCUCAGCGGACCAAUUCCAUGGGAAUUCAGCAGAAUUUUGCCUCUAGCAAGCUUGGAUCUUUCUGAUAACCAACUUUCUGGGGCCAUACCUGAGAGUUUUUCAGAGCUGAAGAACUUGAAACUGCUUAGUCUCAUGUAUAAUGACAUGAAUGGAAGUGUCCCAGAAGGGAUCUCAAAGCUUCCUUCACUGGAAACUCUUCUCAUAUGGAACAAUUUCUUUUCAGGUCCUCUUCCAGAGGACUUGGGAAAGAACUCAAACCUCCAAUGGGUGGAUGUUUCAACCAACAAUUUCGUUGGUGGAAUUCCAGAAGGCAUUUGUGCUGGAAAUGCUCUGUUCAAGUUGAUCCUUUUCUCAAACAAAUUCACAGGAAGCCUUGAACCAUCAAUCUCCAACUGCUCAUCCCUCGUUCGUCUAAGGCUAGAAGACAAUGCCUUCUCAGGGGAAAUUCCUCUGAAGUUCAGCCAACUUCCUGAGAUUACAUAUGUGGAUCUUUCGUUGAACAAUUUCACAGGUGGAUUUCCCAGGGAUAUUUCUCAAGCUCCUAAGUUGGAGUACUUCAACAUUUCGGACAAUCCAGCCCUUGGAGGCACAUUGCCUACGGAAAUAUGGUCAUCACCGGUUCUCCAAAACUUAUCUGCCUCAAAUUGUACUAUCUCAGGGGCUCUUCCACCAUUUGAGUCCUGCACGUCCAUUUCCUUCAUCGAGUUAGGAAUGAACAAGCUCCAUGGAAGCAUCCCUGUAAGUGUUUCAAACUGUAGAGCUCUUGUCCAAAUGGAUCUGUCCCAUAAUAAUUUGAGCGGGAAAAUACCGGAAAAGCUUGAUGAUUCUUCAACUCUAGUACUUCUAAAUGUAUCCUUCAACGAUAUCUCUGGUUCGAUUCCUUCCACCAACAUGUUUAGAGCAAUGGGUAGCAGCGCUUACGCAGGAAAUCCAAAACUAUGUGGAGCACCUCUCCAUCCAUGUUCAGGUUCGAUGACGAUAUUUGGUGGUAGAGGAACAAGGAAGCUUACAUGGGUGCUGUUAUUGUCUGCAGCUGUGGUUGUAUUAGUUUUGGCCCUGGCAUUAGGGGUAUUCUACAUCAGGAGAGAAGGCAAAGGUGAAUGGAAGAUGAUACCCUUUGCUGGACUCCCUCAAUUCACUGCAAGUGAUAUUCUUAAGGAAUUGUCUCCAUCAUCCGCUUCAGUUUGCCAAGCAGUGCUGCCAACAGGAAUAACAGUUUCAGCUAAAAAGGUCCAGCUGGAGGCGAAGACAAUGCAUGCCAGCAUGGAAUUGAUAAUGCAAAUUGGGAAUGCGAGGCACAAGAAUUUGGUAAGACUGCUUGGAGUGUGCCACAACAAGCACCUAGCUUACCUUUUGUGUGAUCACUUGCCAAAUGGGAGUUUGGCUGAGAAGGUGACCGAGAAGAGAGAUUGGGCAACCAAGUGCAAACUCAUCAUUGGGAUUGCUAGGGGGCUUUCCUUUCUUCACCAUGAUUGCUACCCUGCGAUUCCUCAUGGAGAUCUGAAGUCGAGUAAUGUGGUCUUCGACGAAAACAUGGAGCCUCGUUUAGCAGAAUUCGGGUUCAAGUGCCUGGCAGAAAUCAGUAGUGGCAAGUUUCCGGCAACAGUUUCCAGGAAAGAAACAGGUAAGCUUCAUACAUCCCAUGUUAGGACGGUAUUUUAUGAAAAGUCAGACAAAGCAGACCUUCAAUCAAAAGUCAUACAAUGCAAGAAUAAUUUGGAUUCACUCCGUGGCUUUCACCUAUUAUAUGCUGAGUCACACAAGUACAAUCCAAAAAGUUGUUGUUUGUCCUCUACAAACACCAGACAAGCAGACAUAGUAUUACAGUAA